Condylostylus longicornis is the source of this 849-nucleotide messenger RNA. RefSeq lists its product as uncharacterized. Lineage: Eukaryota; Metazoa; Arthropoda; Insecta; Diptera; Dolichopodidae. The coding region runs from base 1 to 849 and encodes 282 amino acids. The transcript is spliced from 4 exons. The record is from RefSeq and is a predicted model, not a curated record.
AUGCACAAUAUAAACAACUCUAGAGGUGAAACUUUAACAGAAAGUUUAAAAAUGCACGUACUUAUAUCUAUUAAUAAUACCACGCAAAACGCUGAGGAAACGUGGCAAGAAUUUGAAAAGUUAUGUUUAUCGCGAAAAAUUAGACUAGAUAGCGACAAACGCCAUAGGGCAACAAUAGACAUUAAAACCGCAAAAUUUAUUAAGGAUGCGAAUGCCCAAUUGCUAGCGUAUAACAAGGAAAUAAGCUUACGUUGGCGAGAAUAUUAUAAAGAACUACUAAAUGAAGAUCCUCCUAGAGUAGACAUAGGGCAUCUCAACCCAAUACCUGGGCCGAUAUCUUUUAUAGAGCCAGAAGAAGUAAGAGCUGCUUUACUCCGAAUGAAGAGUAAUAAGGUUGUUGUACCGGAUAAAAUUUCAGUAGAAGUUUGGAAAAAAAUUGGGAGACAUAGCAAAGGCGAUGUUGGAGAUUGUGGAAAUUAUCGAGCGAUAAAACUUAUGUCUCACAUAUUCAAAAUUUGGGAACGAGUGAUAAUCAAAUUGGCGUUUAUCAAAUAUAUAUCUAUCACAGAAAAUCAAUGUGGAUUCGCUGCUGGCAAAUCAACAACAUACGAUAUUCAGACCCUGAGAAUAUUGAUGGGAAAAUACCGAACUAACAAUAAAAAUCUUCAUCUUGUAUUUAUUGACCUUGAGAAAACCUUUGAUCGCGUGAACCCCAGUGCAAAAACUCCAGCAGAAUUAAGUGAGAACUUCGAAGUUAAAAUGGGCGUACACCAAGGCUCGGCUCUAAGUCCGUUUCUUUUAAACUUAGUUGUGCCAUUUGCCCAUCAAAGCGAAGGGAAAAAUUUCUAA